UGGGGGUUGGAGGCUGACCGCCGGACGAAAGACAGCCUAUCAGCGGAAGAAAAAACAUGUGCAAAAAGAGUAUUUAUAGAGGGAAAUAAACCCGAGAACUUGCCUUCUCGAUAACUUUUUCACCCUUCGCACCAGCACUGGGUGUUUUGCUUUUGAAAUCGGCUCGUAGAGGAGCGAAUGGACAGAGCGGUGAAGGAGAAGGAAAGCCUCAUCACCGACGAUAGCCCUCACAGUCCAUACAGCCGUUCACAUUGUGUCUGUGUCCGUCCGUCAACCUUUGGGGGUGGAAAAGGAUUCACCAGGAAGGUUUAUCUUCAAGCAAUGUUGCAGCAUGCCGCAGUAUAAAACACAAUACAAGAUAAGCGGACAAGAAUACCAUGCCGACAAGUGAUUGCCCAGGCCGCUUCCCAGCAUUUGUGGCUCCGUCUCACAGCAACCAUCAGAGAUGUCCAGGUUACGUUCCCGGGCGGGUGGCUCCAGUCUGCUCGCCUACACCUUCCAAAGGUCCACCACCUCCGCCGUUGAAGCCACAUGGCCUGCGACUGCAGCAACGAACUGCACCCAAUCUGUCUGUUGAAAACCAGCGCAGGGUACCUUCUCUGAACCUUCGGCAAAGGAAAAACACCCUUAUCUGCUGUGGAGUCUCGCUGGGCACUUUCUUUCUUACACUUAUACUUGUCCUCAGUCUCACAAGUGGAGACGAGUUGGAUGAGAACUGUCCAGACCACCACUUAUCCCUUCGUAGCUGGAAUCCAGGUCACCAACCAGACAAGGAUAUUGUUGUCCAGAUGGGACAUUUGUAUAGACUGGAAUCUUCUGCCACCUUUCGUUCACUUACCAUCCAAUCAGGAGGUUGUGUAGUUUUUGCUGACAAUGUGGAUGGCAGCAGAAACAUAACCUUGAGGACUCAUCACAUCCUCAUAGAAGAUGGUGGAGCUCUUCAUAUCGGUUCACCCAAAUGUCGCUACCGGUCUCGUGCCACAAUUGCCCUCAUGGGUCGCUCCGACAACAAAGAUGUCCCGGAAGUCCGUUUCCUGGGCCGCAAGUUUAUUGGCGUCAUGAGUGGUGGAACGUUAGAGCUGCAUGGCACAGAGCGGGUUUCCUGGUCUCUGCUGACCCGAAGCAUCCCUGCAUCCGGUCUUGCCACCGGGGAUUAUGCCUUUCAGAAAAACUUCAGCCGAGGGAUCAACUUCCGAGUGUUCGACCCGGACACGUCUGCUUUGCUGUAUGCUGAACGCUAUGACACCCACGAUUCCUGGAAUGACAGUGUGCGACUCACCCAGCUGCUGCGCUCCCUACCCGCAGGGCGCAUAGUUGCUAUGGCUGUGGGAGACUCUGCCGUCAAGAGCUUGGUGGAUGAAACCAAGAAAGCUAUUAAAGAGGUGCUUGGCAGCAGGUUUGCCUAUGAUCUCAAAUACAGGCAGGCAUGGGCUUUGGUUUCUGUGGUUGGAGGUGGCAACGAGUCAUGCUCGGAGGAUGUAAGGAAACAUGAAAACCUCAACACAGGUGGAAGAGCUCUUGCAACUUGCAAUUUCACCACUGUGGACGGAGUGGACUUCUCAGUGUCUGCCUACAGCGAGUGGAAGAAUGGCUACCCCAUCAUGGGCUUCCUGGUAGACGCUGCAGACCAGGUGGUGCUUAACCUCCAAGAUGAAGUCCAGCAGACCUGGAAACCAGGUGAUAACAUUGUGGUCGCCAGUACAGACUACUCCAUGCACCAGGCUGAAGAGUUCACCCUGCUACCCUGCCCUCGGUGUACCAGCAGGCAGGUCAGGAUACAAGGGAAGCCUCGGUACAACCAUGUUGGUGAGAUCCUUGAUGGAGUCGACAUGCGGGCUGAAGUGGCUCUGCUCUCUAGAAACAUUCUUGUCUAUGGAGAAAUGGAAAACUCUUGCUAUGGAGACAACCUGUGCCAGUUCUUUAACCACGACACCUAUGGCGGCCACAUCAAGAUCUUCCGUAACUUCUCAUCAGUGCAUCUAUCCCACGUGGAGUUAAAAAACAUGGGUCAGCAACGAGAAAUGGGCAGCUAUCCGCUUCACUUUCACAUGUGUGGGGACGUUGACCAGAGAGGGGGCUACAGGGAGCCGACGUACGUGGACGGACUUUCCAUCCACCACUCCUUCUCCCGCUGCCUCACCAUCCAUGCCACCAAUGGGCUGCUGGUAAAGAACACCGUAGGGUACGACACGCUGGGCCACUGUUUUUUCCUGGAGGAUGGGAUUGAACAGCGGAACACUUUCUACCACAACCUUGGCCUCUUGACUCAGCCUGGGACUCUGCUGCCAACAGACCGCAAUGAGACUCUGUGCACCAGUAUCAAAGACAAAGUUUACAAGGGCUACACUCCCUCACCAAGUACAGAGUGCAAGGCAGUCUCAACAUUCUGGAUUGCCAACCCCAACAACAACCUCAUCAGCAAUGUUGCUGCUGGCUCUCAGGAUGCUGGAAUAUGGUUUGUGUUCCACAGCUCUUCCACCGGAGACUCUCAUGGGCUGGUACCAGAGACCAAGGCAGAGCUCACUCCUCUUGGAAUUUUUUACAACAACCGUGUUCACUCCAACUUUAAGGCAGGGCUGUUCAUUGAUAAAGGAGUGAAGAUUUCCAACGCCAGUGCUGCUGAUCCCCGGGAAUACCUCUGUCUAGACAACAGUGCAAGAUUCCGACCCCACCAGAAUGCGGACCCCAGUCGUCCUCGUGUGGCAGCAGUCAUUGACACCCUGAUUUCCUUCAAGAACAAUGACUUUGGAGCUUGGAUACGAGGUGGAGACAUUAUCAUCCAGAACUCUGGCUUUGCAGACAACGGAGUGGGUCUGUCUUUUGCCAGUGAUGGCAGCUACCCUAAAGAUGAAGGCUCCAGCCAGGAGGUGAGACAGUCUCUGUUUGUUGGUGAAAGCCAAAACAGAGGGACCAAUGGAGGACAGAAUAAAUACUGGGGGAUAGGAGGUACUGACAGAAAGAUGCGGACCCUGCCAAGAAACAGGACAUUCCCAAUCCGAGGUUUCCAGAUCUAUGACGGUCCAGUGCGUCUCACACAGAGUACGUUUCGAGGAUUCAUCCCCACACCGGAGCGUUACACCAGUGCUGUAGGCUUUAACUUAAAGAACACAUGGCAGCUGACCCCACGAAACAACCUGUCUCAGCUCAGCUUUCACUCCACUGUGGCUCUUCGGGCCUUCUUUGGUCGUCCUGGACAAUGGUUUGAAGAAAAUGACCUGGAUGGAGACAAAAACUCAAUCUUCCAUGAUAUGGAUGGGUCGGUCACAGGUUAUAGAGAUGCGUAUGUCGGCCGAGCUGACAAUUAUCUCAUCCAGCAUCCUGACUGUGUGAAAAUACCCGAGUGGAAUGGAGCGAUCUGCAGUGGCAGCUACUCUCAGGUGUACAUUCAAACAUGGGGAGCCCCUAGCCUGAGUUUGUCCAUUAACAGAGAUGAAUACCCUGAUGCACCUCUGGUACUGAGGGGUAUUAACAGCCAGGGGGCAUCAUCUCAGCAGUACCAGCCUAUCCUGAUGAUGAGCAAGAGCUACAGUCUGCACUGGAACGGACCUGCACCCAGAGAGGUUGUCCUCUCCCUCAUCAAUUUUGAUAAAGAAGACUGGGUUCUGAUUGGACUCUGUUACCCAUCAGACACCACAUUUCAGAUCAUGAGCGACAUCUACGACAGGCAAAAAAAUACGUUUGAUGACAUUACUGAUUACGGCCCUGUGUCUUCGCUGGCCCAGCUAGAGGCGAAGCCAACAGAAAGGAAGUACUUCUUUGACCAGCCUGUUGGCUUACUGUGGUUCUACCUCCGAGCCCGGCAUGGACGGGAUGGCCACAGCUACUGUUCAACAAAAGGCUGUGAAAGAGUAAAAGUCACAGCUACUACAUCAUCCAAACAGAUCUGCAACUGUACAGCCAAGGCGUACCCCAAGUACACAAAGACGCCCUCGGCAGUUGUGCCUAUGCCGGCUCAAAACCCGCAGCCUUGCACCAACUGUGGGGCUAAGGAGGUUGUGUUUUCUAGUGAGCCAUGGAUGUCCUACCUUCACACACAAGUGAAGUCUUUGAGCUGCAAAGAAGAAGAAAGAGGAGAUAAUGCCUCCUUUAUCACUGUGAAUAAAGUUACCAUGCAAUUUUCUCAACCUGGGUUUUUCCUGGUCUCAGUGGAUGCCUGUUCUGGAAAGGUUAUCAAGAAGGCCUCAUUUAUGAAGGUGGACACCAAGAUGAAACAGUAUCUAAAAACAGGAAUCCCAAAGCGGUCUAUAGUACUCUUGGCAACACGAGGUCAGCCUGAAGGUUUGGUUGAUGUGGCCCCACAUCUGGUCUCUUUUGGUUUAGCCAAAGCUGCUGAUGUCCACAAUAAAGAAAGUCUGGCAAUGUGGGGAUUCCAGGGUGCUUCCUCGCCGCCUACUUGGAUUUCUCUACAAGCUGGGCAAGAGGACUACGUGUUGGGGCUGCAGGAGCGCUACUUGCCCUUGAGUUUGGAGACUUAUGGCUGUUUGCCACCUUCAACUGAAAAACGCAAAGACCUGGAGCUUCUCAAGAAAGCCACAGAGCAACAAUAGCCAAUGUGAACUGUACAAUUUACCAAGCCAAAAAAACGUUCUUGCACACAAAUACACAAACACACAGCCGGUUGAUGAAUGCGAACUGCUGAGCUCUUAAUUUAUUAACAGUGACAAGUAUGUUUACCUAUACUGAGUGGGAAUAAGGAGUGAAAAUACGAAGGGGGUAAAUAUGUUUUAAUUUUAAAUGUGUGUUUGUGUUGGCCUGCCUUAGGGCCUUUUUUAAAAUUGAUGCACUUUUUUUUAUAGAUCUAUCAGCCAAAGCUUUAAAAAGUAAUAUUUAUCUUGGCACCACAUGAACAUAAAGAAAUUUACUUAUCACCAAAAAUGACAAAUUGAUAUCAGAUGGCAGUAAAUAAAAACAGGAUAUUUAAAAAAAAAAAAAAAAAACCCACAAUGGAUUAUCUUCACACAGAACUAAAGGAAAUUCUGAAAAUAAAUUAUGUUGUAGCUGAAAUUAGACUUUAACUAAAACUCAAAAUGAAGCGUGUGUCUGAAAGUUACAAGGCAAUGUUAGGCCAGGUUAAAACCUGUAGUGUAGGAAAGCGGAGCCAGUGAACUAUAUUCACAUUCAUUGUUAGGUUAAAACAACUUAACAGUAAUGUGGAGUAUAAUGAAUCAGGCUCUUCUGUGUAUCUACCUGAAUCUUAACUGGAAAACCUCUUCUGAUUAUUGUGCAGCUGAAAGACUUUUGACUUUGAGCACCUUUGUUUGGUUUCCUACUUGGAAUUACUGGAGCUUCUGUUUCAUUUUUUAUUUAUCUUUUCACAGUGAUGACCUUUGAAGAACUUUGCCUUAUUUGCAGCACAAUUAGAGAUUACUUUUCUUCAUUUUUUCUGAACACACCUGAAUGUCUUAACUGUUGUCUGUCUCAUUUAUUACCUUUUUUAUGUGCAUCAUUACCAAAAUGGACUGAUGUCAUUUAAUUAAAUUGUUUACCAUACUGUGCAGUAGUAGUGAGCAGAAAAUGCCUUAAGAUCUUAUACCUGCUGAGAGUUGUGUACAGCUGUACCUUAGGAUGAUGUAUUCUUGAACAUGUGUAUGGAUGUGAGCAGGGCUCCCCCACUGAGCAUUGAGAAGUAUGUUUAUGACUGAUUGUGAGACAGUCGGAGUCCAAUAAUAACCUUGUUGCCUUUUAACCACUGUACUGUUAAAAAAGAGCAGAAAAGGGGGUGAGAUUUCUAUUACUCACCCUGAUACUUUUAAAGCGCACGAACUAGAUAUUUUCAUUCAUUCUAAGUAAGGAAACCUUGUAAAUAUGAUUCUGUACUUGUACAGUAGAAAUUGUUGUCAAUAUUGUAUUUGCUGUCUUUUUGCUUUUUGUCACUUGUUGAGUUAUUGUAAAUGUAAAAAACAAAUAUUUUGACAUAAAGGUUCUGCUUUUGUUAUAAAAUCUCUGGUUGAAUAAACUAAAUUAGUGCUUUUUGAUAAA
This is a messenger RNA of Girardinichthys multiradiatus, 5979 nucleotides long. It is a transcript of the gene cemip2, whose product is annotated as cell migration inducing hyaluronidase 2. The coding region runs from base 378 to 4547 and encodes 1389 amino acids. Lineage: Eukaryota; Metazoa; Chordata; Actinopteri; Cyprinodontiformes; Goodeidae. The record is from RefSeq and is a predicted model, not a curated record. The transcript has 25 exons.